CUGAGAGCCCGGCUCAUCAGUUGGAACUAUGUUCCUACCUAAAUAGUUGUCUUGUGGAGUAACGCCCAAGCGGAACGCAAGAUAAUGAAAUAUGGAUCUUGGCCCACUAGAGGUUUCGCCGGAAAUCUCCGAAUCAAUAUCGAGGGUUAUUGAUUUGUUAAAAAUAGUGGGAGAUAAUUAAUUAAAGGCCUAAUUAAUUAUUAAACAUGAUAGAUAACCUAGUUUGCAAAAUUUUCUAUAGAUGGCAAACAACAACAACCCUUUCAACCUGCGUUACAUCCUGGAAAACAACAAGUUAUCCGAGACCAACUUUCUUGACUGGGAGAUGAACCUCCGGAUCGUUCUUGACUGUGAGAGGAAACUCUACAUCCUCGAAAUGGAUCCUCCCAAGACCCCUGAUGCUGAUGCUCGUGCGUUCGAACUCACUUCCUUCAAGAAGUAUGAGGACGACGCGCGAGAUGUAAAGUGUAUCAUUAUGGCCAGUAUGACCGCGGAGCUCCAAAGGCUCCACGCGGACAUGGAAGUGCGUACUAUUAUACAAUGCUUAAGAGAGCUUUACCAGGGUCAGCCCCAAAACUCAGGAAUUUACGUUAUCGAAGUCAAUAUGUCUGAUAUCACCUCUUGGGUGAUAGAUACUGGAUGUGGUUCUCACAUCUGUACUUCUAUGCAGAACUUGCAUGAAUCUAGACAAUUGACGGAGGGAGAGAUACAACUAAAAGUCGGCAAUGGCGCACUCGUCUAUGCAUUGGCCGUCGGAACCUAUAGUUUAUCUCUACCUAGUGGUCUUAUAUUGCAUUUGAAUAAUUGUCUGUUUGUACCUAGUAUGAGCAGAAACAUCAUUUCUGUAUCCUGCCUUGACAAAGCAGGAUUUUCGUUCGUUGUAAAAGACAAAACUCUUUCUGUCUUUAGAAAUGAUAUAUUUUAUGCAAGUGCAAAAAUGACCAACGAUACUGACGACAACAUAGCCGAUCCCCUGACCAAGCCCUUAGGAAAGCUAAAACAUGAGGGUCACACUAGGUCCAUGGGCAUUCGACCGAUGCCAGAUUGGCCAUAGUGCAAGUGGGAGAUUGUUGGAGUUGUGCCCUGAUGGCCAACUGUUUAUCGUUAUUCUAUCAUGUAUAGGCAGAUAUAAUAUGUUUACACAUCUCAUGCUAAUGUAAACAAAUAUUAUAUUCCUAGAUUUAUAUUUAAAAGAUGUUUAUCAGAUAGUGUUCUUCUGCUGAUGAGACUAACAUCUUGAAAUAAAUAUUUAUCUAAAUG
Molecule: messenger RNA, 1260 nt
Organism: Cuscuta campestris
Lineage: Eukaryota; Viridiplantae; Streptophyta; Magnoliopsida; Solanales; Convolvulaceae
Source: the annotation of a GenBank genome assembly